Molecule: messenger RNA, 1078 nt
Organism: Salvelinus sp. IW2-2015
Lineage: Eukaryota; Metazoa; Chordata; Actinopteri; Salmoniformes; Salmonidae
Gene: opa3
Product: outer mitochondrial membrane lipid metabolism regulator OPA3
Biological process (GO): regulation of lipid metabolic process
Cellular component (GO): mitochondrion
Source: RefSeq, a predicted model, not a curated record
ACACCGAAGAAGAAGAAGAAGUGUUUCCGUUAAGAUGGCUGUCGGUGCCUUCCCCAUCGCCAAGCUCCUCUACCUCGGUGUACGGCAGCUCAGCAAGCCCGUGGCCAACAAGCUCAAGGCUGGGGCUCUCCGGAGCGAGUUCUUCAAGACAUAUGUUUGUCUUCCACCGGGACAGAUUUACCACUGGGUGGAGAUGAGGACCAAGAUGAGGAUCAUGGGUUUUCGGGGUUCCACCAUCAAGCCCCUGAACGAGGAGGCGGCAGCAGAGCUGGGUGCAGAGCUGCUGGGGGAGGCCAUCAUCUUCAUCGUCGGAGGAGGGUGUAUGAUCCUAGAGUACAGUAGACAGGCGGCCAACUCUAAGAGGAAGGAAGAAGAGCUGAGUCACACCAUUGGCAGUCUGCAGACACAGAUAGGAGAGCUGACCUUGAACGCAGAGACACUGGAUGCCAGGCUAAGAGAGGUCAACAGGCUGCUGCUCUCCUUACCACCUCCAACCCUAGCACCGUCUGCUCCUGCUACCACGCAAGUUCCUGUUUCGGAUCCUGCUACCACUCUGGCUUCCUCUUCUGUGGAUCCCAGUCAAAAGUGAUACCUGUGUAAUUUCUGAAAUAUAGCCUGGUGGUCGCCAGAUCUGUUUUUGUCUUUAGCCAAGUUCUCGCUCAUGUCAUAACUAGCCUUUUCAUAUCUGGCUCUCUCAAUGUAGUGUUGUCAGACGAGACUAAAGUCCUACACACACACUCUGCAAACGGAGCGACGGAGAUCCGUUUGUAUUGAUUCCUGCUUACUUUUGUGAGGCUGACGUUUUGGAAUGGACCGUAUACGACGCUCUGUUUGCGUCGUAUAUGUGUGUGUAGAGUCCUUUCCGUCUAGGUUUAUGAUGCCACACGAUUCAGUUGUUGGCUAAAACAGACACAGAUCUCUGUCCACCAGGUUAUGUCUGUUAAUGAAAGGACUGUGAAGCUUAUCGUAUGCUUCCCAGAUGAAACAGUUUGUGCAUAUAUUAUGAUGUUUGCUUUGGUCUUUGGCAGGUGUUUUUUUUUUUUUUUUUCUUUUUUUCGGGUGUUAAUUUUUUAUUCUU